This is a messenger RNA of Etheostoma cragini (Arkansas darter), 3074 nucleotides long. RefSeq names its product pre-B-cell leukemia homeobox interacting protein 1a (gene pbxip1a). NCBI's taxonomy places the organism in Eukaryota, Metazoa, Chordata, Actinopteri, Perciformes, Percidae. The transcript is spliced from 12 exons. Bases 223 to 2694 code for a protein of 823 amino acids. The record is from RefSeq and is a predicted model, not a curated record.
GCGUCUUGGUUGACGUGACGCAGCGUGGAAUUCCCAAACUUCCCAAGUUCACUGGAGGAGAAGAGCGUUGUUCAUACUAAAAAACAAAACGUUUUGAAGGGAAAAAACAGCGAGCGACUGAGGUGUAAACUAAUUGGAACCUUGGCGCAUAUAGUGUUGUCGACACAAAAUUACAGAGCAGAGUCUGCACCGUGCUGUGCCAAAUUGAGCCUGAAGAGGGCGAUGUCUGACAACAGCAACAGCACAGGCAGCAGCAGUGGCUCCUCAACCAACAGCUGGACCCUCCUCUCCCCCGAGGAAGCGGCUGUUGAGAAUGUCGGGCCAGUAGAUGACGGCACUGAGAGCCUGGGUGACGUCCCGAGUCUCUCUGAGGAUGUGACAGGAGCUGCGGCAAGUGACAUUCCAGUAGAAACGGUCUUGUCUGAAGAAGGCCAUCAGGUUUGUCAAGAGACCUCUCCAGAGUCCAGUGAGGGACCCAUCCCAUCUAUUCCAACCAUGAUUAGUCCACUUCUUCCCAACCUUCUUGAUCCUCCAGACCUCGACCUGGACAGUCAGCCUCCAGUCAUCCAUGACAUUGUAACCAGCUCCCCCAGUGACAACGAGCCCCUAGGAGCCACACCCUUUGUCACCAACAUUGAUAUGGGGGCUCCACUCGAUAUUCCUGAUGCCGAGCUCCUGCCAGUGGAGCCCGAGGAGUCCUGCUCCACUAAUCCCCUCAUUGAGAUCCCUGUCUUUACAGAACGAGUGCUUGACACGCCUGCUGAUAUCGGGGUGGUUCUUGCUAGCCAUGCUGAGGAGAGUCCUGUCUUCACUGCUGAACCUGAGGUCAACAAACCCACAGAGACCCUUAUAGCCACUGAUCCUCCCCCUCAUGUUGAAGCUGAUGUCAGCUUUGUUCCAGAGAGUACAGAGUCGCUAAGCCAAGUCCCAGAGAGCCUGGUCACAGCAAGCCCAAUCAGUGAUAGUCCUGUACCAGAGACCGUUGGUGUAGUAGAGGGAGAGGCAGCUGGGAAAAAGGAGGACAUGGAGCCAUCUAAGGAAAUGACCCAGGAUGGGAGAGAAGAAGGAAAAGAAGAAGAAGAAGAAGAAGGAGAACCAUCCAGCAGUUUUGAUUUGGGUGACACAAGCAGCUGUGAUGGUGGACUGAGGAGGAGGAAUGUCCCCUCCUUUGAGGAGCCAAGACCAAGAACAUCAGAUGAGGAAGAUGAGGAAGAGGAAGUGGAGUUCAAGCUUGCUGAGAAGAAGGAGGAAAAGCCAUGGUUCUCCUUGAACAAAUGCAUUGUGGGCUCUUUGAUCCUGCUCUUCUUAGGUUCCCUCUUCCUCUCAGGUUUCUUCUCUGAUCUGAAUAACGGUGACUUUGACGCCUCUGAACUGAGUGAUGUAGAACAAAGCCAGGACUGGCUUAGCAGUGAUCCGCAGGAUAUGAAUGAGCUUUUGGAUAAACUGACACAGGAAAACCAGCAAAUCGCUCAGCUAGAGGCUCAACUACAGUCACAGCAAGAAGAACUCAACUCAGCACUGAAAGCAGUAGCAGCAAGCAGCGAUGAAAAGGGAAAAGCAGAUUUGGAAAAAGACAACAGAAAGUUGAAGGAGGAGCUGUCAUCUCUGCCUGAGCUAAAAAAAGAGCUGGAGAGCCUGAGGUCCAGGGUGAUCGAACUCAGCCAGCUCACAGAUGAUCAGGAAAUGCCUCCAGCUAUCUCAAACUCAGCGCCUCAGCCUGAAGAUAAAGAUGGUCAGAGCGACCAGAAAGCAGCAGGCCCUGAGAGGAGGAAGGACACAAAUGAGGGAGGAUGGAUGAAGGAAGAACUCCAGAGGCAGAAAGUUCUUCUGGAGGGGAGCAAGAAGAGACUGCAAGGGAUGAAAAAAGAUGGAGGCGACAGGAAACGAGUUAGGGAUAGUUUGGAGGAGAUCCAGAGGAGGCUUUCUGAACAAGUUGAAAGGUGGGGUAAGAAGAAGCCACAGGAGUCCAAGCGGAAAGAGAACAAAGGCAAAAGCAAUGAGCGUGACCACUGGAAAAAAGACGAAAAGAAAGAGUGGAAGCACAGCAAGGAGGGAGGAUUGAGAGACAAAGAAGAGAAGAGGGAGAAGGGUUGGAAAUCUCAGAAGCAAAACUCUCACAAAGAGGCAUGGAGGAAACACCAGGCCGAUUGGGAGAAGAAGAAGGACGAGCGCAGAAUGGACAGAGACGAAAGGAGGAAGGAGAAACCGUGGCACAGCCGGCCUGGUAAGAACUCCCACAACCAUCACCAGCACCAGCCUCACCAUCAACAGCCCCGCCAGCCUCAUCAGCACAAGCACAACGACUUCUGGAGAGACCAGGAGCAGAAGCUUCGACGCAACGUCCGCCCCCAGCUGGGCUGCAGCUCUGUGGAGGAUUGCGCCAGCAAGGAGGGGCUCUAUCCAGUGGAGCUGCCCGAGUUUGAGGAACUGCUGGAAGGCUACCUGAGCAAGCUUGAAGGAUCUUCACCUGAGAGCAAAGACAAGAUCCGGAAGCUGACUUCAGAGUUCUUUGAGGAUGGCGGGUUUAUCCACGACAGAGUUCUUUUCAGUGACUUUGCUGAGGAUGUGGCGGACAUCCUGGAGGACAUGGUGGACGUUUUGGAGGAUGGUGGGAAGAAGGACGACGACUCCCUGGAGGAGGAGAUGGAGGAGUUUGAACGGGAAGCCCUGUGGAAGUUUGCCGCCACAGCUUAAAUAGACAAAGAGAAAAAAGAAAACGCUGAGAAACGGCUCAAGAGGUGCUAUAAAGGACGUUUCUUGCCUACAUUCUUCUCUUCAGAGCUGUAAUUGUAGUAGCAUCUGGUACAGAGUGGUUGUAACUCUCAUACAUGUGUGUCUCUGAGUCUUUAAUUAUAAGCUAGACUUGUUUGUGUCAUUUUGGACUUAGUUGUUGUUAACUACCUCUGUCAGGUCAUGCCUCCUAAUGCGAAGUCGUUCAGUAUUGUGUUUUGUGGGUUUUCCUCUGCCGUAUAGUGUUUUCUCAAUACAUAGUGCAUGUUGCAGCUCAUCAUGUAUAUUCAAACUAAUAAUAUCCAGAUCACACACAAGAAAAAAACUGGGUAGAUGUUAUUUGC